AUGGACAAGGUACAGGCCUUCGGGAAGAACUUCAGCGCAACAUUUUCUCCUUUUGCUGCUCGAACGCAGCAAUUUGUCAAGGAGCAACUCGGUCAAGCUGAAGACAAGACCCAGCUUCCAGAUGACUAUAUUGAGCUCGAGAAACGCGUCGAUGCUCUAAAGGCGGUUCAUCAGAAACUCCUUCAGGUGACAUCUCAAUACUCGCACGAGGCGUACGAUUACCCUCCGAAUAUUCGAGAAUCGUUUAAUGAUCUUGGCCGUACAAUUGGCGAGAAAGUUCAGCUCCUCUCCCACGCCACUACCCCCGCCGAAGCUCAAGCCGCUCUCACAGCACCCCCGUCCGCCAAACCACAGCCAAAAACAUUCAGCCAUGCUAUUGCCCGCGCUGCACUGGCCGGCUCGCACACGCUCACCCAGGCUCACCCCGACGGUUCAGAGGACCCUCUCGCAGCCGGGUUAGAGAAAUUUGCCCUUGCUUCGGAGAAGGUCGGAGAGGCAAGGCUCACGCAAGAUGCCCAAAUCCAAAGCAGAUUCUUGGCGGGAUGGAACACGACGCUGAAUACCAAUUUGAUGUUUGCAACCAAAGCGCGCAAGAAUGUGGAAAAUUCGAGAUUGAUGCUUGACUCCACCAAGGCCAGCAAGGGCGUCACAAAGGGCGAAAUGGACCAUCUCAGCGAGGAAGCUCGGUCAGAAAUUGAACAAGCCGAGGAUGAGUUUGUUGGACAAACCGAAGAAGCUGUCGGUGUAAUGAAGAAUGUAAUUGAUACGCCCGAACCCUUGAGAAACUUGGCCGACUUGGUCGCUGCGCAGCUAGAAUAUCACAAGAAGGCCUACGAAAUCCUCAGUGAACUGGCUCCUGUCAUCGAUGGCUUGCAAGUGGAACAGGAGGUAUACUUAGGCCCCUCGAAUAACUCCUCAGCCACGCACAAAGUACUGAUUAGAAUCUCUCCAAAACAGGCAAACUACCGCAAGAGCCGAGAGGGAGCGUAG
This is a messenger RNA of Uncinocarpus reesii 1704, 990 nucleotides long. RefSeq lists its product as uncharacterized. The transcript has 5 exons. Gene Ontology annotation, molecular function: protein binding. Lineage: Eukaryota; Fungi; Ascomycota; Eurotiomycetes; Onygenales; Onygenaceae. The record is from RefSeq and is a predicted model, not a curated record. The coding region runs from base 1 to 990 and encodes 329 amino acids. Gene Ontology annotation, cellular component: cytoplasm.